Messenger RNA from Monoraphidium neglectum, 471 nucleotides. Its product is annotated as putative DnaJ subfamily B member 5. NCBI's taxonomy places the organism in Eukaryota, Viridiplantae, Chlorophyta, Chlorophyceae, Sphaeropleales, Selenastraceae. Bases 1 to 471 code for a protein of 156 amino acids. The transcript is spliced from 4 exons. The record is from RefSeq and is a predicted model, not a curated record.
AUGGCCGCGGACCUCGAUUUUGAUGGCAAGUCGCCAUACGAGGUGCUGGGCCUCGAAAAGGGGCCCGAGAGCACUGCAGAUGAAAUCAAAAAGGCCUACCGCCGCCUGGCGCUGAUCAAGCACCCAGACAAAGCCAAGACGCCAAACGCGGCUGCCGAGUUUGCAGAGCUGCAGAAGGCCUACCAGGUCCUUUCAGAUGCAGCGGCGAGGGGCGCACUGGAUGACUACCUCUGCGCCAAGGCCGCGCGCGAGGCGCGGUACGCGCAGCAGGAUGGCAAGCGGCGCAAGAUGCGUGAGGACCUGGAGCAGCGGGAGCGGACGGUGGUGCGGGAGCGCACAGAAGAGGAGAAGGCCAAAGCGCGCCUUAAGCAGCCGCGCCGCGGGGAUGCACGGGCUGCGCGCGGCGGCGGGGGCGCGAGGGCAGGCGGCUGCCUCGAGGCGGGCGGGGGAGGGGCGGCGGAGGCGGGCUGA